Molecule: messenger RNA, 1533 nt
Organism: Trichoderma aggressivum f. europaeum
Lineage: Eukaryota; Fungi; Ascomycota; Sordariomycetes; Hypocreales; Hypocreaceae
Product: transcriptional regulator family: Fungal Specific TF
Exons: 2
Coding region: 1-1533 (510 amino acids)
Biological process (GO): regulation of DNA-templated transcription; DNA-templated transcription
Cellular component (GO): nucleus
Molecular function (GO): DNA-binding transcription factor activity, RNA polymerase II-specific; zinc ion binding; DNA binding
Source: RefSeq, a predicted model, not a curated record
AUGGAGCCAUCAAUUGGCGGCCGACCGCGGCCGCCCACCAACCUAGACCAUGUCCGCACAAGUCCGCCAACAUGGCUCUGGCAUCUCAAGUCCGAUACAAGUUACACCUCCGUCUCAAUCCACCGUCCAAUCCUAAACACAUACUUGCACAUCUCGUUCUGGCAGGCUCAUUCUCCGCGUUUUCAUGGUUCAACGUUGUUGAGUUCCCAUAGUUUUGCAGUUAUGAGUUUCGAUCUACCUUCUCCUGAAAGUGUUGAAGGACCCACACGGGAACGGGCAGACAACGUCUGUCUCUCUUGUCGCCGUAAGAAGAAGAAGUGUGACAAGGCGCUGCCCAAAUGCCUACAUUGCACGCGGUUGCAUAUACAAUGCGUAUACGAAGAUGCCGGCGAUAGCGUGCCGGUAAUAGAAGAGUUCCGCCAGCUGAGGAAGAGACUCAAGCUCUUCGAGGAGAUGCUCGUCCCUGGCGCUUCCAGAGUGUCCAGGUCAACCCACUCAGCCGCAGGCCCGGACCCUGCCGAGACAGCGAGUCAAUUGGGACCAAUCGAUUAUGAGGCCGAUUUCAUCUCACGCCUAGACGCGCUUGCCUCCAAAUUGAAUGUUGGUGAAGAGGUCUAUCAACUUCUCCAGUCGCAUCCAGGGGAGAUAUACAGAGCAUUAAGCCUUUACUUUGACAAUGUCCACAAAUGGAUACCCAUCAUGUCACAAAAGCUAUUCUAUAGCAGGAUGACAGACUUUAGCAAGACGAAACGUCCAGAUUUUGCCAUUCUCUUGCUCAGCAUCCUCUUGUCGAUCCACUGCCCCGCAACGGGCACGGCACCAGAACCAUUAUACGAGGCAACGCGUUCCAUAUUCUGGAGUGUAAACGCAACCGUAGAUGCAUCCUUGGAAAUGAUACAAGCAGGAGUGCUCUUGUCAUGCUACGAGUACGGGUUCGGCAUGUAUAAAGAAUGCUACAAAACCAUUGGCGUAUGCGCACGAAUGGGUCAUUGGAUGGACCUGCAAGAUGAAAAGCCGCCGUCCGACCAUCUUCGAUAUAGCGAUGAAUGGAUCAGAGUAGCCGAGCGAUGCAACGUCUGGUGGGCAUUGGUUAUACGCGACAGGUUCGAGCACCGGUUGAUUACCCAAAACUCCGAUCGAGCACCAACUGAUGCGCUUACAUGCAGGUCAACCAUGUUGCACGAUGCCACGUUCUCCAAGCCGUUUGCAAUCAACCUGGCCUCAAUGCCGCAGCACCUUCCCUUUGAAGCCUUUGAUCUUGAUCCUUCCUUUUCUCGCCUUGGCGACGCCGUUCUUACCCAGGAUCAAGAGCCCGGCGUGUUUGGCUAUCAGGCAAAGGCGUGGUGUUUGUUUGACAGGACAGUAUCUUUCCGCCAUAGUCUAGCGACCACCCAGGCAUCAGAUCAUGGUCAUCUGGAAGAUGAGAAAUAUCAAUUGGAUAUUGAACUUCAACAACUGAUGAGAAUACUCGUUGAGCUGUCUGGUGGCGCCGUGUGUGGAUAUUGUGAGCCAUCCGCCAUAACGCUCGUGUAA